AAGGUGUGAUGAGGAUCAAGGCAUGCACUCAUUCGUACAUCCACAUCCUUCUCCCCGCAUCUAUCGCUGCGCCCAAGAGAUCACCGAACUCGACCCUAAAUGCCUCACCGGCUUUCACCAACAGCCCCUGCCGUUCCUUCCGAGUUCCGCUUCCUCCUCCGGCAAGUCGUCCUGCCGUCGUUACCCCGCACCGCCGGUAGCGCGCACAUGAGGACGGCAUCCGCAUUCGCGGUGCUCCCCGUCCUCCUCCUCCUCCUCCAUGCGGCCCUCCUCUCCCGCCACCUCGCAUCGGCCGCCGUCGCCACAGACGGCCGUCGCACAAUCAUAGGCGACGCAAAUGUCGCAGACAAUUCGCACAGGCGACAACUAGAGGGCCCCUUGGUGUCGCACGGGCCGUACCACCGGCAGCUGUGGAACCCGUUCGGCGGGCUGUUCAAGAAGCCCGUCAAGAAGCCGCCGCCCAAGACGGGCGUCGGCAAGCAGGCCGCCGCCGUGGCGUGCGAGGGCGUGCAGUGUCCGCAGGGCGCGACGUGCGAGGCGGACGGCAGCGGCUUCCCCUUCUGCAAGUGCGACGGGGGCCUCGCGCUCAUCAACGGCUCGUGUGUGACAGCCGUGGACGGGCAGGCGGUGGCGACGAGCCUCGUGCUGUACGCGCAAGAGGGCUUCGUCCCCGCGCCCCCCGCCGUGCUGCGCGGGGCCAUCCCCAACCGCACGUGCGUCAACCUGCCCGCGUCGCACGCGGGCGCCAUCGGGUCGCUGCGCAUCCUGUGGGGCGUGAAGGAUGGCAGCGCGGCGCCCGGCCGCGCCGUGUGUGGCAAGGUGUUCUUCUGGGACCAGCCCGACUGCUGCUGCUCCGGGUCCGGGUGGGAGAUCCCGGGGGGAUGGAAGGCCGCCAACGCCGCCAAGCUCAACUACGCGCCCACCAGCAUCCAGGUGACGUCAGGCGUGGUGGCGGCGGCGCAGUCCAUGUCGUGUCAGGCCGCCGCUGACCCCGCUGCCGCCACGCAGCCCGGCACUGGCGUGGCCACGGGCAGCACGGGCAGCACGGGCAGCACUGGCGGCACGAGUGGCGGCAGCAGCAGUGGGCCGUGUGCGGCGACGGUGUGUCCAGCGAACUCCGUGUGUGCGGCGCAGGGCACUGGCGCCACGUGCAACUGCGUGGUGGGGUACUCCAAGGUCGACGGCCUGUGCCAGGCAAUAGACAUCUGUUCUCUCGUCGCGUGCCCCGCCACCUGCACCUGCUCCUCGACCAAUGGCAUUGCCAAGUGCUCCUGCCCAGACGCAUGCUAUGGCAUCAAGUGCCCAGACGUGUCCACCUGUGUGGUGCAGAGCGGUACCCCGGUGUGCAAGUGCCCUGCGCCCUUCGUGCGCCUCAUCGACGGCAAGUGCUCGUCCGCCGCGCUGCUCCACUCCGACUACCUCGAUGUGCACAACGCCGCGCGUGCCGCAGUGGGCGCCGUGCCACUCGUGUGGGACGACGCAGUGGCGGCGCACGCGCAGGCGUGGGCGACUACGCUCACCAACAGCACGUACAACUGCGGCCUCUCUCACGGCGGCAACCCGGGCGAGGGGCAGAACCUGUCGGGGGCCAGCCCGUCGGGGUGGGCGACGCCCAGCGAUGCGGCGCGGUGGUGGGUAAACGAGGGGCAGUGGUACUCGCCGGCCGUCUUUCCUGAUGGCUGCGAGGGCGGCAGCUGGUGCAAGUGCGGGCACUACACGCAGGUGGUGUGGAACAGCACGCGCAAGGUGGGGUGCGGCAAGGCAUCGUGCGGCACGGCGGGGGACGUGUGGGCGUGCAACUACUACCCGCCCGGCAACUACAUGGGCCAGAUGCCCUAUGUGCCAGACCCUUGCUUCCGUGUGCUGUGCCCUUCCACCGCCACGUGCUCUGCUGUCAAUGGGCAGCCCACCUGCGUGUGUGCGCCCGGCCAAGUGCUUGUGAACAACGCGCAGUGCCAAACCGACCCCUGCAAGGGCGUGAGCUGUCCAGCGGGCGACCUGGUGUGCGACGGCAGCACGGGCACGGCGCAGUGCGUGUGCCCUAAGGGUCUGCUGCUCGUGGCGCCCAACACGUGCCUGGCGCCCUCAUGUGUGGGGGUGGACUGCCCCUCCACGGCUCGCUGCAGAGCCAGCAGCGGCGGCAUCCCCUUCUGUGCCUGCCCCGCCUCCUCCUCCCUUGUUAACGCCUCCUGCAUUCAAGCGGCCCCUGCGACGGUGGCGUCGAGCGUCACGCUCUUCAACGCGCCUUCCUUCGCCAACUCGCCCGCCUCCCUCGCGCCCAUUGUGCUGCGCGCACCCACGCCCGGCGCCGGCUGUGUGAACAUCCCCGCGGCGGUGGCGGGGGCGGUGGGGUCGCUGCAGAUCCUGUGGGAUGCGCCCGACGGGGCAGCGGGUACGCGGCAGGUGUGCCGCCUCAUGUGGUUCUGGAACGGCGCCAACUGCUACGGCCACGCCACCGGGUGGGGGCGACCCACCAGCAACGUCACCACCGCUGCGAGCACGAGUGGCGAUGUGGCGGCAUUGCGAGCUAUAAGCUGUGCGGCGUGAGGGAAGGGAGGAGAGCGCCUUCUCGGCAUGCAGUCAUGUAGCUAAUGGGACGGCUCCUUGUGUGAUACCAACUUGCCUUGUAUUUUGUUUGUAAUGUACGGUAUUGCUUGUUGGAAAUAAGGGCGUGUUCAUGCUCUGCUCGUUAGACGCACACAGUACUAUACGUACAUAACAUAUGCAAGUUGGUUCAACUCGGUUCAU
Molecule: messenger RNA, 2748 nt
Organism: Closterium sp. NIES-67
Lineage: Eukaryota; Viridiplantae; Streptophyta; Zygnematophyceae; Desmidiales; Closteriaceae
Source: the annotation of a GenBank genome assembly